Molecule: messenger RNA, 1598 nt
Organism: Protobothrops mucrosquamatus (brown spotted pit viper)
Lineage: Eukaryota; Metazoa; Chordata; Lepidosauria; Squamata; Viperidae
Product: beta-fibrinogenase mucrofibrase-3
Exons: 6
Coding region: 210-983 (257 amino acids)
Biological process (GO): proteolysis
Molecular function (GO): serine-type endopeptidase activity
Source: RefSeq, a predicted model, not a curated record
ACCAACUUUCUAAGACGUGACACUUCUGGAUGUAACUGUGUCAGCGUUCCAGAUUGUUGGCCACCCAGCUGCUUAAUUUGAUCAAAUAAAGUGCUGCUUGAUCAAGAAGUCUCCGCUUGGGUUAUCUGAUUAGAUUGAUACGGUAUCUCAAGUUUAAGUUCGGGACUGCGAUCUUACAGGCAAACAGCUUGCCACACAGAGUUGAAGCUAUGGUGCUGAUCAGAGUGCUAGCAAACCUUCUGAUACUACAGCUUUCUUACGCACAAAAGUCUUCUGAACUGGUCAUUGGAGGUGAUGAAUGUAACAUAAAUGAACAUCCUUUCCUUGUACUCGUGUACUAUGAUGAUUAUCAAUGCGGUGGGACUUUGCUCAAUGAGGAAUGGGUGCUCACUGCUGCACACUGCAAUGGGAAAGAUAUGGAGAUAUACCUUGGUGUGCAUAGCAAAAAGGUACCAAAUAAGGAUGUGCAGAGAAGAGUCCCAAAGGAGAAGUUCUUUUGUGACAGUAGCAAAACCUACACCAAAUGGAACAAGGACAUCAUGUUGAUCAGGCUGGACAGACCUGUCAGGAAGAGUGCACACAUCGCGCCUCUCAGCUUGCCUUCCAGCCCUCCCAGUGUGGGCUCAGUUUGCCGUGUUAUGGGAUGGGGCACAAUCACAUCUCCUCAAGAGACUUAUCCCGAUGUCCCUCAUUGUGCUAACAUUAACCUACUCGAUUAUGAGGUAUGUCGAGCAGCUUACGCAGGGUUGCCAGCAACAAGCAGAACAUUGUGCGCAGGUAUCCUGGAAGGAGGCAAAGAUUCAUGUGUGGGUGACUCUGGGGGACCCCUCAUCUGUAAUGGACAAUUCCAGGGUAUUGUAUCUUGGGGAGGCGAUCCUUGUGCCCAACCUCGUGAGCCUGGCGUCUACACCAAUGUCUUCGAUCAUCUUGACUGGAUCAAGGGCAUUAUUGCAGGAAAUACAGAUGUAACCUGCCCCCUGUGAAAACUUUUGAAAAAGUCAAGAGGAGAAAAUGUAACAUAUUAGUACAUCUCUUCUAUAUCCCUAACCAUAUCCAACUACAUUGGAAUAUAUUCCCAGGCAGUAAGCUUUUUUUAGACUCAAAUAGGACUUCCUUUGGAGUAAGAAAUGCUCAAAAUAGUGCUGCAGGGAUCAUGUCCCAUUUAAUUUCAGUAUAAAACAAUCUCAGUAAAACAGAGGCCUGUUUUAGGGUGAGGUGCAAAAUUUUCUGACUCUAAAAUGGACCAUUCCAAAUAUUUUAACCUCUGAAUAUCUUUCCAUUUCUGUCCACUUCUGGGACAGUGGGGUCCUUGAUGCUCUCUGAGCUUGUCUUUUUCAAGACGUUUCAUUACCCAGCUAGGUAACAUCAUCAGUGCUAAAAUAUUCUCUUCUAUUGGUACUUCUGUGGCAUUUACAAUACGCUCAUAUGGAGUCAUGCAGUCAUCCCACAAACAUAUCCAUAUACCCGGGUCCCACUGUUGCCUAAAAAUGAUCCCAGAUUAACCCCCACUUCCCAAUCACUAAAUAGAAUCUUUUGAGAAUCAUGUUUUCAUGUAAAUUCUCAGGUAUCCACAGCAAUAAAAUCGUAUAAAUUCGUCA